This is a messenger RNA of Cheilinus undulatus (humphead wrasse), 3473 nucleotides long. RefSeq names its product leucine-rich repeat-containing G-protein coupled receptor 5A-like. Gene Ontology annotation, molecular function: protein binding; G protein-coupled receptor activity. The record is from RefSeq and is a predicted model, not a curated record. The coding region runs from base 316 to 3078 and encodes 920 amino acids. Gene Ontology annotation, cellular component: membrane. NCBI's taxonomy places the organism in Eukaryota, Metazoa, Chordata, Actinopteri, Labriformes, Labridae. Gene Ontology annotation, biological process: G protein-coupled receptor signaling pathway. The transcript is spliced from 21 exons.
ACACAUUUCACACACACUUGAACACACACUCUCCGGCUGUGGCGCUCCACGCGUGCAGCCUGGAAACAGACCAACCUGCAGUCUGAGAACUCUUUCUACCUCUGUGUGAUAAUCUGAACCCUCAAAUCUUCAUAAUCUGGAGUUAAUCUGAGGAGUUUGAGUCCGGCUCAUGUGAGCAGGGAGCGAAACGAGCCCAGGCAGCGUGACCAGGAUCCAGGCUGCUGCAGCUCCCUUUUCUCCUUUAAAAGUCGGGUUUUCACUUUUAUUUUUGUUGGAUUUGAAACUUUGAGCCUCCGGGGACGAACCACGGAGGACAUGCGGAGCUUCGUGGUGCUUUUGGCCGUGCUUUCCCUCCUUUCAGCGGGGUCGAGGGGCUCCGUAGCCGCGGGGGAGAUGCAGAGCUCCGCGGCCGAGGAGGAGAGCGCUGCGCCCGGGGAGAGCAGCUGCCCUGGCCGCUGUCGGUGCGAGGAGGACGGGCUGCUGCUGCGGGUGGACUGCUCGGACCUGGGACUCCGGGAGAUCCCGAGCAACCUGAGCGUGUUCACGUCCUACCUUGAUCUCAGUAUGAAUAAUCUGACGGUGAUGUCCAGCGGAGCUCUGUCCAACCUGCACUUCCUGGAGGAGCUACGUUUGGCGGGAAAUGAUCUGUCCGUCAUCCCCAAAGGAGCAUUCAACGGCCUCUACAACCUCAAAGUUCUGAUGCUCCAAAACAACCAGCUGAAGUCCGUCCCCGCUGAGGCCUUCAACAGCCUGCACAACCUGCAGUCCCUCCGUCUGGACGCCAACCACAUCUCCAGCGUUCCCCUCGGCUGUUUCUCCGGCCUGCGCUCGCUCCGUCACCUGUGGUUGGACGAUAACUCUCUGACCGAGGUGCCGGUUGAUGCGCUGAGCGAGCUGCCCUCCCUUCAGGCCAUGACCCUCGCCUUGAACCACAUCAGCCACGUCCCGGAUCACGCCUUCAGCAAGCUGGGCCGCCUGGUAGUGCUGCAUCUCAACAACAAUAGGAUCGUUUCCAUGGGAACGAACUGCUUCCACGGACUCCACAGUUUGGAGACGCUGGAUUUGAACUACAACAAUCUGGUGGAGUUUCCAACAGCCAUCCGCUCGCUGAGCCACCUGAAGGAGCUUGGUUUUCAUAGCAACAACAUCCAGUCCAUCCCGGAGCACGCCUUCACUGGAAACCCCUCUCUCAUCACCAUAUUUUUCUACGACAACCCGAUCCAGUCUGUUGGGCGGUCAGCUUUCCAGAACCUUCCAGAGCUGCGAACACUCUCUCUGAACGGAGCCGCGGAUCUCACCGAGUUUCCAGAUCUGACAGGAACCAAGAGCCUGGAGAGCCUGACUAUAACUGGAGCUCGGAUCACCUCUCUGCCUGCUUCCUUGUGUGAGCAACUCCCAAACCUUCAGCUGCUUGACCUCUCCUACAAUCAGAUCCAGAGUCUGCCCAGCUUCUCCGGCUGUGAGAGCGUCCAGAAGAUUGAUCUUCACCAUAACGAGAUAGAGGAAGUGGAGGAGAACACCUUCCACGGUCUGAUGUCUCUACGCUCUCUUGAUUUAUCGUCCAACAGGCUGACAUCGGUGAAGAUGAACUCGUUCUCUGCUCUGCCUGCUCUCACUAAACUUGACCUGUCGUCCAAUCAACUGUCAUCCUUGCCUCUGAUUGGGUUACAGAGUUUAACUCACCUACGAUUGGCUGGAAACACACAACUGAUGGAGCUACUCCCUCGAGAAGACCUGCCCAGAGUCAGGGUGAUCGAGCUUCCCUACGCCUUCCAGUGCUGUGCCUUCAUCUCCUGUGAGAGGAGAGGAGGAGGAGGAGGUUCAUCCUGGGAGAGAGAGGAGGCGGCAGCAGACUCCACAGGGAAAGAAACCUCCAUCCUGUCCAGCCAAGUGGACCAGGACUGGGAGGAUUUUCUUCUGGAGUUUGAGAAUGAACCAAAACUGGAACACUCGGUCCACUGCAGUCCUGCACCAGGUCCGUUCCGUCCUUGCCACCAUCUGCUCGGCAGCUGGUUGAUCCGUGGAGGGGUGUGGCUGAUCGCAGCUCUUUCAUUGGUCAGCAACACCCUCGUCGUCCUGUCGGUCUUCUUCUCCCCUGCCUCCUCAGUGACAACUCCCAAGCUGCUGAUUGGUCUCUUGGCCCUGGUGAACGGCCUGAUGGGAGUGUGGAGUGGCUGGUUGGCUGUAGUGGAUGCCUGGACGUUUGGAAGCUUCUGGAGGUAUGGUGCAACGUGGGAGAGCAGCUCCCUGUGUCGACUUAGCGGCUUCCUGUGUCUGUUCACGUCUCAGACUGGCCUUUUCCUGCUAACCCUUGCAGCACUUGAGCGAUGCCUAAAUGUCGCACACGGCUACAACAAAACUGAUGGACAUAAAGGACCCUCCUCAUCUCCAUUCGCCAUCCGUCUGUCCAUCUGUCUCUGCUUCCUGUUGGGCCUGGCUGUCACACUGCCACCCCUGGUGGCUGGACACAGCAGUACCUCCCUCUGUUUGCCAUUACCUUCCUUUUCCUCCUCUUCCUCUCUGGCCUUCUCAGUCUCUCUGGUUCUCUUCGACUCGUUGUGUUUCCUCUUCAUGACCCUCGCCUACACUCGCCUCUACUGUGGGGUCAACAAAGCUCCUCCCGCCUCAGAAGAAGAGGCAGCGCUGACUCGACAUGUGGCCUGGCUCCUCUUUUCCGACUGCCUCCUCUACCUCCCUGUCGCCUUCCUCUCCUUCUCCUCCCUACUACACCUCCCCGCUGCCGGGCCAGAGGCCGCUAAAGGAGUUCUGCUACUUGUGGCUCCGCUGCCAGCCUGUGUCAACCCACUGCUCUACAUUCUCUUCAACCCGCUGGCCCGGCAAGACCUGGCAGCAAUCGCCAAAUGCUCCUGCAGGUGUGUUAGGGUGCCCAGACUCCUCAGAGGAGGAUGCGGAGCUGGAGGAAGGUCAAGCAUGAAGGAUCCAAUGUAUGAUGAGGAUGCAGAGAAGCAGUCCUGUGACUCGACGCAAGCGCUGGUAGUAUUUGAGUCCAACUCGAUCUCUUUUAAUUUUCUCUGUUUAUUUUUGUCUCUUUGUUUUGUUUCUUCUGCUAUAACAUGAACAAAAGAGCUGAGAAAGCCAAUCAGAACUCAAAGGAUGGAUCAGUGAAAAAUGAAGACUGGAGUAUGUUCUGCUCUCUGAUUGGUCAGUUCAAGCUCCAUAAACACAGACCCAUGGGCAGCAUGAGCAGGCGACAGCUUUUAUUCUGAAAUAUGACACCAUUUACAGGAUCGUGUUACCACCAGCCAAAUGUUCAACCAAAUGCUGCCGAGCUUUUUGUCUGUGUUUGUCUGCCUCUCUGUGUGUGGGUCGUUGGUUAAUAUGUUUUUGAGAGCGUGUGUGAAAACUGCAGCAUAUGUGUGAGAUUUUUCACAAAGCAGCGCCCUCGUAAACUGAAAACAGGAAUUAGGAGACAAACAGGAAGUAGGACUGAAAAUACAAGACUGAUAUCAAGG